Molecule: messenger RNA, 1144 nt
Organism: Protopterus annectens (West African lungfish)
Lineage: Eukaryota; Metazoa; Chordata; Ceratodontiformes; Protopteridae
Gene: HSPB2
Product: heat shock protein family B (small) member 2
Exons: 2
Coding region: 123-662 (179 amino acids)
Biological process (GO): protein refolding; response to heat
Molecular function (GO): structural constituent of eye lens; protein folding chaperone
Source: RefSeq, a predicted model, not a curated record
ACUUCACAAUUUGUGGGACUGCAUCUCAGAUGAACAGCUCACUCAAGUAGUUAGAAGACAGGAAACAGUUUUGUUUCACUUUUUCCUGUUUGGCCUUACUUUCUCAAGGAUCAGAAGAAAAUAUGGCAGACAGGAGUAUUCCCCAUGCUUAUCCAAUGAGUACUGAAUAUGAGUUUGCUAAUCCCAGCAAAAUCUAUGACCAGCUCUUUGGAGAAGGUCUGACACCAAAGGAUAUUUUGGCUCCAACUUUGUACCAUGGUUAUUACAUUCGACCCCGAAUCAAUAAGCAGCUAGACCGAGGAUGUUCUGAGAUCAACGUACACAGUCAUAAAUUCCAUGUUCUGCUGGAUGUGUGCCAAUUCAAGCCAGAUGAGAUUAUAGUCCGCACAGUGGACAACCUUUUACAAGUGACUGGCCAGCAUCCUCAGAGAGUGGACAGACAUGGUUUCAUAACACGGGAGUUCACACGAACCUACAUCCUGCCAAUGGAUGUAGACCCCUUACUGGUUGAAGCAACUUUAUCCCAUGAUGGGAUUCUUAGUAUUGAAGCACCAAGGGGAGGAAUAGAGCCAAAAGCCAUUAUUAAUGACAUAAAGAUAAAUGUGCAGGAGCAGCCAUCUGCAGAAUCUAAAACUGCUGAGGAGAAGAAGGGUGGUUCUUAGGCAGUAUGUAGACAUUCGUAUUUAUGUUUAGCACUACAGAUUCUACCACAUAAGUUGUCAGAAAAUGAUUUUUUUACAAUUUUUUGUAGUUAAUAAUCCAUGCUUUUGUAGAGAGCUGCUACUUAACACAUGCACAUUGCUUUGUUCGUGUGUAUUUUUCUUUUUUCAUUCCUGCUUUCUCCUGUCCACAGCUGAUGCACUAAGAUUCCCUGCCAGCAAAGAGAGAUAUACCAGUUUGGGGGCUGAUGCAAUAUGUCUCCCAAAAACAUCUUGGCAAAGGCACUUUUCCAGUGUCCGAUUACAACAAAUAAUAUGGCUCUAGGCAUGCAACUGUAUUGACAUAGUUUUCAUUCUAUGGGAAGUUAUGUGGUUUACAAUAAUGGCACUCAUGCUAUAAUGGUGUCUUUGCUCUUGUCUGUGUAAAAAAAUGUUGCAUAAAACAUUUACCUACUGAAAUAAAUCAUGAUUUGUUUUUAAGUUUA